AUGACAAACAGUUCUCUCUUCUGCCCAGUUUACACAGGUCUGGAGCCGUUCACAUAUUUUUUUUAUUUAGUUUUUCUUGUUGGAAUUAUCGGAAGUGGUUUUGCAACCUGGGCUUUCAUACAGAACAACACAAAUCACAGGUGUGUAAGCAUAUACUUAAUUAACUUGCUUACAGCUGAUUUCCUGCUCACUCUGGCAUUACCAGUGAAAAUCGUUGUUGACUUGGGUGUGGCACCCUGGAAGCUGAAGAUAUUUCACUGCCAAGUGACAGCCUGCCUCAUCUACAUUAAUAUGUACUUAUCAAUUAUCUUCUUAGCAUUUGUCAGUAUUGAUCGUUGUCUUCAGUUGACGUACAGCUCUAAGAUUUAUCGGAUACAAGAACCUGGAUUUGCCAAAAUGAUAUCGACCGUGGUGUGGCUAAUGGUCCUUCUUAUAAUGGUGCCCAACAUGAUAAUUCCCAUCAAAGACAUCGAGGAGAAGCCAAAUGUGGGAUGCAUGGAAUUCAAAAAGGAGUUUGGAAGAAACUGGCAUUUGCUGACCAAUUUCAUAUGUGUAGCAAUAUUUUUAAAUUUCUCAGCCAUCAUUUUAAUAUCUAACUGCCUUGUAAUUCGACAACUCUACAGAAACAAAGAUAAUGAAAAUUAUCUAUAUGUGAAAAGGGCCCUCAUCAACAUACUUUUAGUGACUACAGGCUACAUUAUAUGCUUUGUUCCGUAUCACAUUGUCCGAAUCCCAUACACCCUCAGCCAGACAGAAGUAAUAUCUGACUGCCCAACCAGGAUUUCACUCUUCAAAGCCAAAGAGGCCACGCUGCUCCUGGCAGUGUCGAACCUGUGUUUUGAUCCUAUCCUGUACUACCAUCUCUCAAAAGCAUUCCGCCUAAAAGUCACCAAGACUUUUGCUUCACAUAAGGAGACCAAGACUCCAAAAGAAAAAUCAAGUGGUGAGAGCAGUGCAUAAAAUAUGGGAUAUUUCAUGCUAUCACUUCCUGUCUCAGUGACAGUAAGUACUGGGAAAGAGAAAAGAUAGCCUAAGUAAAAGACAGCUACCAUAUGUGGCCUGCUUUACUCAGAAACUGUUUCUAAAUGUAAAUCGAGCAGCACCCUUGUGGUGCUUAAACCACGUUCAUACAAAAACAAAACAAAAAACCUAAAAAGUACUGCUGAACCAACACAACACCUUGCAUUAUCCUUGAAACCUAAAGAAGUUUUAUGACACAGACUCAGAGUCAUUCAUGAAGUAUCCAUUUGAAUAUUGGGAACUGACUUCUUGAUAGAAAUAUGCAAAAUGAUCUCCAUGUAAGAUGCCAGAAAGCCCUUUGGCAACACGAUUU
Messenger RNA from Puma concolor (puma), 1333 nucleotides. It is a transcript of the gene GPR171, whose product is annotated as G protein-coupled receptor 171. NCBI's taxonomy places the organism in Eukaryota, Metazoa, Chordata, Mammalia, Carnivora, Felidae. Gene Ontology annotation, cellular component: membrane. The record is from RefSeq and is a predicted model, not a curated record. Gene Ontology annotation, biological process: G protein-coupled receptor signaling pathway. Gene Ontology annotation, molecular function: G protein-coupled purinergic nucleotide receptor activity.